Molecule: messenger RNA, 4309 nt
Organism: Kogia breviceps (pygmy sperm whale)
Lineage: Eukaryota; Metazoa; Chordata; Mammalia; Artiodactyla; Physeteridae
Gene: REL
Product: REL proto-oncogene, NF-kB subunit
Biological process (GO): response to cytokine; canonical NF-kappaB signal transduction; inflammatory response
Cellular component (GO): cytoplasm
Molecular function (GO): RNA polymerase II cis-regulatory region sequence-specific DNA binding; DNA-binding transcription factor activity, RNA polymerase II-specific
Source: RefSeq, a predicted model, not a curated record
GGGAAGUCCCCCUCCCGCCGGGUUGUUCGCCUCUCGCGCAGACCUUCCCUCAGCUGUAGCGGCGCUCCGCCUCCUGGCUCCUGCAGCCUGGACUGGCGACGCCGGGUGACCGGAGCGCGAGAAUUAAGCGGGUGAGAAGGUGUGAGCCGCAAACCCAGAGGAGGGCGGAAGGAGGAAGAGGCGGCCCCGGGGUUGGUCAGGGGGACUGGGGAUCCCGCCGGCAGAGGUCCCUUGGCCGCCUGACUGACUGACGGGCUGAUUGACUGCAGCGGCUUCGGGUCCGGACACUCGGAGCUGGGAGGCGCGGUGAGCGGAGCCAUGGCCUCGGGCGAGUAUAAGCCAUGUAUAGAGAUAAUUGAACAACCCAGGCAGAGGGGAAUGCGUUUUAGAUACAAAUGUGAAGGGCGAUCAGCAGGCAGCAUUCCAGGGGAGCACAGCACAGACAACAACCGAACGUACCCAUCUAUCCAGAUUAGGAACUACUAUGGAAAAGGAAAAGUGAGAAUUACAUUAGUAACAAAGAAUGACCCACAUAAACCUCAUCCUCAUGAUUUAGUAGGAAAAGACUGCAGAGAUGGCUACUAUGAAGCAGAAUUUGGACAAGAACGCAGACCUUUGUUUUUUCAAAAUUUGGGUAUUCGAUGUGUAAAAAAAAAAGAAGUAAAAGAAGCUGUUAUUUCAAGAAUAAGGGCAGGAAUCAAUCCUUUCAAUGUCCCUGAGCAACAGCUGCUUGAUAUUGAAGACUGUGACCUCAAUGUGGUGAGAUUAUGUUUUCAAGUUUUCCUCCCUGACGAACAUGGUAAUUUGACAACUGCUCUACCUCCUGUUGUCUCUAACCCAAUUUAUGACAACCGUGCUCCUAAUACUGCAGAAUUAAGGAUUUGUCGUGUAAACAAGAACUGUGGAAGUGUCAGAGGAGGAGAUGAAAUAUUUCUACUCUGUGACAAAGUUCAGAAAGACGACAUAGAAGUUCGGUUUGUGUUGAACGAUUGGGAAGCAAAAGGUAUCUUUUCACAAGCUGAUGUACACCGUCAAGUAGCCAUUGUUUUCAAGACUCCACCAUAUUGCAAAGCUAUAACGGAACCGGUAACAGUAAAAAUGCAGUUGCGAAGACCUUCUGACCAGGAAGUUAGUGAAUCUAUGGAUUUUAGAUAUCUGCCAGACGAAAAAGAUACAUAUGGCAAUAAAGCAAAGAAACAAAAAACAACUCUACUUUUCCAGAAACUGUGGCAGGAUUGUGGAGUUAAUUUUCCUGAAAGACCUAGACCUAGUCCCCUAGGAUCAACUGGAGAAGGAAGAUUCAUCAAAAAAGUUUUGACAGAAACGUCUGGGCCAGUUUCAAGUCAAGCAGGAUCCUACUAUUCCUCAUCUGCGUCCAUCUCAAGUGCAUUGCCACAUCAUGCUUCAGCCAUACCCCCAGUGGUACCUCAGCCUUCUUCAAGCUGGUCAUCAGUGGCCCACGCCACCUCACGUUCAGUCAAUACAAAUUCACUGAGUAGUUUUUCAACAGGGACACUUUCCUCUAAUUCACAAGUUAUCCCACCAUUCCUGGAAAUGUCUGUUGUGAGUGAUUUGAAUGUGUCUAAUGCUUGCAUUUAUAACAGUACUAAUGACAUAGGCAGAAUGGAAGCAUCAUCUGUGUCACCAGCUGACUUAUAUGGUAUUUCUGAUGCCAGCAUGCUGCCUAAUUGCCCUGUGAACAUGAUAACGCCCAGUAAUGACAGCAUGAGGGAGACUGAUAAUCCAAGACUUGUGAGUAUGAAUCUUGAAAAUCCUGCCUGUACUUCAGUGUUAGACCCAAGAGACUUAAGACAGCUCCAUCAGAUGUCCUCUUCCAGUAUGUCAGCAGUCGCCAGUUCUAGUACUAAUGCUUUUGUUUCACAAUCAGAGGCAUUUGAAGGGUCUGACUUUAAUUGUGCAGAUAACAGUAUGAUAAAUGAGUCAGGACCAUCAAACGGUACUAAUCCAAAUAGUCAUAGUUUUGUUCAAAAUAGUCAGUAUUCAGGUAUUGGCACUAUGCAGAAUGAACAAUUGAGUGACUCAUUUGCAUUUGAAUUUUUUCAAGUUAACUUGUAAGAUAUAAAUGGUGUUUCAAGAAUUAAAUCCCUUUAAAGGUAACCCUUUUGAUAUUACCUUUAUAAAUGCAACAUUAUAUAUUCCUCUAAGACUAUACUACAGUAUAUCGUGGACCCUUGAACAACACGGGUUUGAACUGUGCGGGCCGGUCCAGUUAAUUCUCACAUUUUCUUCACUAAGUAUGUAGUGCAGUACUACACGAUUUGAAGUUGGUUGAAUUCAUGGAUGCAGAAGACAUCCAUGGAGACAGAGGGCCGACUGUACAGUUUUAAACACAGAUUUUUCACUGCACAGAGCGUCUGCACCCCAACCCCCAUGUUGUUCAAGGGUCAACUGUAAUAAUAACUUCAGGUAUGUAGGGGAUUCCUCUAAUGGGCAAUCUUGUCUUGGGAGCUUCUUGUUUUGCUGGCAGAGAAUUGGUUGGGAUAGAAAAGAUGAAUGCUCAGUGCUUGAAGCUGCAGCUAAAAGAGAGGGAUGAACUCAUUUCCCAACUUCAGGAAGAGUUAGAAAAAGUCCAGCAUUUACAGAAGACUUUUGCUUCAAAAGUAGAUAAAUCCACACAGACUGAACUCCUAGGCUAUGAUGCAUUGUGGAAUCCUACAUACAAAGAAAAUUUAUGUAAACCAGUGUAUGAUGAAUCUAUGACAUGUUAAAUAUUGAAUAAAAUCAAUUUUUCCAUUAAAAAACCCCAACUUUGGGUAUGUAGAAUACAAAGUUGGAAACAGUCAUAAAAGGAAAAUUCCAAAAUAGAAAUUUAGAAGAGCUUUACUGUUUCUUCUUUUGAAACAUGUGAUCCGAUACUGUGUGUGGUGGGAAUUCUAGCAUGAGAAUCCUGCCACAUUUUCCCAGGACAGACUGAGAACAUUAGAGCGAGGCUUCAGUUUUUCCAGCUACAUCUUUUUAUACUUCUUUUAUAAUGUAUUAAUGUAUUCUUAGUUAAAUGAAUUAACUGAUAUUUGCUUUUAAGCAAAUUUAAGGUAAAACCUGUAAUGGCUAUGUCAUUGGAAAAAUUAAUUCCUUAUUAUUUUUGAGGCCAAUGGGCCAAGGUGACCCCUAAGGGGUUUUCUGAGGCUUUCUGGAGUUUCUUAGAUUUACAUGUAAAUCAAAAUUUCUUUCAAAUGUUAAGUUGGGCAGCAGGCAGUUGAAGUAAGCUUUCAAGGUAUGGGAGUUCUCUACAUUUUGAACUAUUUAGAUCCAUACCUUUAAAAUUGCUUAUGAUUUUAACUUUACAUCCAUGUUUUUAAGAGGAAGAAGUUUCCUUGGACCUGUCCUCUUUGUUAUGUGUCUGAACUCACUGUGAUCUCAUCCAAUUUCAUGCUGUCAACUCCCAAAUUUUACCCCUAGCUUACACCCACCCCUUCAACUCCAGACUUGGAGCUUAUGUGUGUGUGUGUAAAACUGCUUAUUUGACAUCUCUACAUAGAGAUGUAAUUAAAGCUCAAACUCAACACAUCCAGAGCUGAGUUCUUGAUCUUCCCUCCCAAACUUGCUUAUCCUUCAGUCUUCCUCAACUCAAUAAAUGGCAGUGCCAUGUUUCUAGUUGCUCAGGUCCAAAACAAUGGAGUCAUCUUUGCUUCUUUUCUUUCUUUUAUCUCUCAUAUCCAAUCCAUCAGCAAAUCUGGUAGGCCCUACCUUCAAAAUAUAUCUUAAGCUGCCCACCUCUCUUGACCUCUGAUAUUAACAUCCUAUUCCAGACCACCAUCAUCUCUUGCAUAGAUUGAAUUAUAGCCUCCAAAAGCUCUCUUUACAUCCUUGUGCUCCCGCCGUCUGUUCUCCCUGAAGUAGCCACAGUGAUUAUUUUUAAAAGAAAUCAAAUCAUAUUCACUUGCUCAGAACCAUCCAGUGGCUCCCCAUCUCACUUAAAGACCCAAAUCUUUAAAAUUAGCAGGCCCACACUCCCUCUCUUACCCUCAUUCACUACCAUUUUCCCCUUCUCAUUCAGCUCCAGGCACUCUAGCCUCAAUGCUCCUUUUCAAAAACACCAAGUACACUCCUGCCUCAGACCCUUUGUACUUCCCUGGUGGAGCAGUGGUUAGGAAUCUGCCUGCCAAUGCAGGGGACAUGGGUUUGAGCCCUGGUCCGGGAGGAUCCCACAUACCAAAGAGCAGAUAAGCUGUGAGCCACAACUACUGAGCCCGCGUGCCUAGAGCCCGUGCUCCACAGCAAGGGAACUAGUUGUAAAAUAAACUCAGCUGUAUGUGUAGCUCAUGCCUUACAUCCUUCAGUCUCACUC